Harmonia axyridis is the source of this 1866-nucleotide messenger RNA. RefSeq names its product hexosaminidase D-like. Gene Ontology annotation, biological process: carbohydrate metabolic process. The record is from RefSeq and is a predicted model, not a curated record. NCBI's taxonomy places the organism in Eukaryota, Metazoa, Arthropoda, Insecta, Coleoptera, Coccinellidae. The coding region runs from base 297 to 1778 and encodes 493 amino acids. The transcript has 11 exons. Gene Ontology annotation, molecular function: hexosaminidase activity.
GAAUUACCGGCAGGAUGAAAGGAAAUCAUUUCUUUUAUUUGUCGUUGAAGACAAUAAAUGGUGAAAAAAUGGAGAUGGCGCUUGGAGUUAAAAAUACGAAUCAAAGAAAUCUGCAUUUUUAUUGACGUUUUCCUAACCUUUCUUUGUUUGUUUAUUUUUGGCAGAGGAAAACGUAAACAAUAACAAUGAAAAAAACUGAGUGAAGAACUGUAUCUAUUUUCAUAAUAUGGAUUCAUGCGUAGUUUUUUAUUAGAAUAUAGUCGAUGUAAAACGUUUUUAUUAUUAUAACAUUCAUCAUGGAUACUGUAGCAUUAGGCUCACACAGAUUGAUUCAUAUUGAUUUGAAGGGUGCUCCACCAAAACCAUCGUACUUUGAGAAGUUUUUUCCAUUUAUAAAGAGUUAUGGAGCAACUGGUAUUCUUCUCGAAUGGGAGGAUACUUUUCCUUACACCAAAGAGUUAUUGCAAAUUGGGGGGCUCUCCAACAGUGCUCAAGCAACAGGAGCUCCCUAUUCUCUCGAAGAAGCUAAACAGAUACUUGACUUGGCUACUGACUGUGAUUUAAUGGUGAUACCUUUAGUACAAACUUUCGGGCAUAUGGAAUUUGUCCUGAAACAUGAUCAGUGGAGGAAUUUGAGGGAGGUUGAAAAUUAUCCAAGUUCAAUGUGUCCCAGCAACAGUGAAACCAUGGGAUUAGUAAGGAGUAUGAUCAAACAAAUUGUGGCAUUUCAUUCCAGUUUGCAGUACAUACAUAUCGGAGCAGAUGAAAUCUGGCACAUGGGUUGGUGUCCUACAUGUACAAAACGAAUGCAGUCAAGUAAAUAUGGCAGAGAUAGUUUGUAUUUGGACCAUGUCGUGGAAGUUGCCCAAUUCAUCAAAGAAAACUAUCCUAAUUUAAAAAUAAUAAUAUGGGACGACAUGCUCAGAAACAUGGACCUCAAAACACUACAGGAGUAUAACAUUGGCUACUUGGUAGAACCAAUGGUGUGGCAUUACAACUCGUUGGAGGAUUUCAAGUUGGGUUCUCCACUAUGGGAUAAGUUCAGCGACGUGUUCAAGUACAUUUGGUGCGCUUCCGCUUUCAAAGGGGCCACCAGCAGUUGUCAGAUCAUGCCUAUCUUAAAACAUCACACAAGCAAUCAUGAAGCUUGGCUGAGGCAAUUGGAACUCUACGGCAACAAGAUUUUGAAUUUUCGUGGCAUUGCCUUCACUGGUUGGUCUAGGUAUGACCACUACGCCACCAUGUGCGAGUUGUUGCCUUGUUCGAUACCUUCUCUGUGUUUUUGUAUGAAGACUUGGUUGAGUGGAAGUCUUAACCAAGAAAUGCAAUUAUCUCUGAGUGAAAGUUUAGGCUUUCCCGAUGGAUAUCAGGUGGAAAUCUUGAAGAAAAUGCCACAUGCACAACUGAAUUUUCCUGGUGGUAAUAUUUUUCUAGGAAUGGAUUUGUUCUGCAGCCUCAGAACGAGGUUUAGGAACAUCAUAAAUAGCGAUCAGAUGCAAACUUGGUUUAAUCAAUGGCAAAUUUGUAAUAAUUAUACGAAUCCCAUGCAAAUCGACACCAUAGCUCCUUUCAUCAAUGAGUUGUUGAUGGAAAUCCUGGCGAACGAGAACUACUUGAAAACAGCACUGGAAAGUAUUUACUACCCCCACACUAUAGAAGAGAUACAAGGUACCCUCUUCAUGCCGAUAAUCCAACAUUUGCGACAAAUAAAGAGCGAUUGCGAGACACAACUUGCCUCAGGAUGCAGAGUGAGAGGAAAGAAAAGAAUGUUAACAUAAGUACAAUAUUAUGAAAAUAUUUUUCUUUAAAUGUACAUGUUCACUUAGAACCUAAUCACUGAAAAAAAAUACAUUUUUUGUUUGUAAA